Cynoglossus semilaevis (tongue sole) is the source of this 8054-nucleotide messenger RNA. Its product is annotated as polycystic kidney disease protein 1-like 2. Gene Ontology annotation, cellular component: membrane. NCBI's taxonomy places the organism in Eukaryota, Metazoa, Chordata, Actinopteri, Pleuronectiformes, Cynoglossidae. Gene Ontology annotation, molecular function: protein binding; carbohydrate binding; calcium ion binding. The coding region runs from base 269 to 7762 and encodes 2497 amino acids. Gene Ontology annotation, biological process: detection of mechanical stimulus. The transcript is spliced from 41 exons. The record is from RefSeq and is a predicted model, not a curated record.
ACUCUGCAGAUUGUGGAGCCCUAUGGUAAUGAAAACAGUGGGACAAUUGGUGGCUGUUGACUGUUGUCAUGUCCCCUUUCACUACCCAUUGGAGCUUUGUUGUAUUUAAGGAUUAUGGGGGAAAUACAAAGGUUGGGAGCUAAAAGGAAGCUGUCCCGGUGUCAGAAAUUAUCCCCAAGUACUGAUCACUGUCAGGGCCUUUUACGUCAUCACCCUUUAAAGUCAUGUUCCCAGAGAAUCUGAACCAUGUACGAAGGCUGAGACAGAGAUGGACAGAGCGGCUUUCCCUCCACUGACUUUCACGGCCCUUUUCCUUCGUUGGGCUUGUUACGCUGACGAGGACACACUGACCUGCCCAGAACUUCAGGAAGGAUUUGACGGCUCCUGUUACGAGUUUGUGGGUCUGCGCCGAUCCUUCCUCAGUGCACAGGGGUGGUGUGAGAGAGGUGGAGGACACCUAGUCUUUAUUCUUAAUGAUGAAACUCAACAGUUCCUACAGAAGCACCUGGAGCCUGAGAAGGACUGGUGGCUUGGACUGGCACCUGCUGCUCCAAACCUCACACUGGAAGCUGCUGGUACUGAGGGUUCCCUUGCAUGGCUGGAUAGUUCUGAUGUCAGCUAUAAUAACUGGGUAAACCCUCCCGAUUCAGAAGCAGCUUGUGGACAUGUCCUUGCAAAUUCUGGCUUCCAGUGGGAGGCCACAGUGAACUGCAGCCAGGAACUCAACUUCAUCUGCCAGUUUGAUUCUGGGAGAUCUAUCGCAUGUCAUGGACAAAAUGCCACCCUGCAGUGUGGCUCUGGCCAAGUCAUAGAGAUCGUCGACAGCUUCUAUGGUCGGAAGACAAUUCACUACUGCCGCUCUGCGAUCACAGCCCUGCCCGCAUCAGCCCAGGAGGAGUGCAGCUGGAUAGAUGUGGUAGAGUCUGUAACAGCCCAGUGCCAUGGACUGCAGGCCUGCCAGGCUUCAAUGGAUCUGAGUUCUUCUGUUGAACCGUGUCCUGUACUAGGAAGUUACCUGUCUGUGGAGUACCACUGCAAACAUGGACUCCACUUAUUGAUGAGCAAACUGGCAGCAGUGUUUGAUAACGUUACCAUCACUGUGAAGUGGCUCCUGCAUCCAUUUCAGGGAAACCUGACGUGCACAUUGAACUCUGGAGAUGGCCACACUAUUGAUCCAUACAGCCUGGAAGAGAUGGAGAGUACUAUUAUGCACAAAUUCAGUCGUCCUGGUGUUUUCCUAGUUUCGGUGGAGUGCACCACCAGUGACUGGCAUGUUACAGCCCAGAAAGCCAUCACUAUUCAGGAGCCUGUUAGAGACUUUGGAGACAUCAGGUGCUAUAGCAUUAAUGGGUCAAAUGAUGGCGCUAAAUGCCAUGCGCAGUUUGGCCAACCUGUACAUAUAGAGGUGAUGGUACAGAAAGGUACAAAUAUUUCCUAUACCAUUCAUCAUGGGGACCAAUUGCUUGCAAGCUCAUCAAUAAGCAUUGGAAUACAACCACACAACAUCACACUGGAUUCAACGGUGGUUGAGAGGCUUGGGUCUGGCUGCCACAAUCUGACUGUAGCUGCUUCAAACAGACUCACAUCCCACGCAGUGUCUGCUGCUCUGGAGCUGUGUCUGCUGGAGCCUGUGAAAGGCCUCCUGGCCUCAGUCCUGUCAGAGGCCCGAGUGUGUCCAGACUCUGCUGAUUUGAUGAUUGAGGUAUCAUUAAAUCAAGGGUCACCUGUGCAACUUUUCUUCAACUUUACUGGAGCUACAGACUCUCUAUCUGAGACAAGGGAGAUGCUCAAUGGUAGCUCAGAAGUGUAUACAUUCUCUAGUCCUAUCCAAGGAUUGUUAAAAGUCCACGUCCGAGCCAUGAAUGGUAUUUGGUCAUUAGAAGUUGAUGUGGACCUGGAGGACAUCCUCCAGGCUUGUAGGAAUCACUCUGACGUUUUACCAGAUGGACAAGAAAACAAAACAGAUGUUACCACUGAUGUGAAAAUAAUUGCCUUUCCUGACACUUUGAUUGACUACAAUCACAACAUCACACUGAGUGUCGCAGGAAUCGAUUCGUUACUGCGCACAGGGCUCGCAUUUGAAUGGCAAUGUGCUUUGUCUGUUUCUGUCCUUACAGAAGGAAACUGCAGAUGCAGAAACACAACGCAGGAUUCAAGUCUUGUGGUCGACAGAGACUGUCUGCCCGAUCCCUUUGAAUUUCAGAAGUACACAUUGACAGUUAGAAAAAAACUCUGGUUCAUAGAGUGGCCCGUGUUCAGUUUGAACUCAAAGUGCAUCACUGUGACUCCAAAGGAAUUCACAGACGUCAAUAUCAGUUGUGACAAUUGCACUAACCUUAAUGCGGACAACGAUAUAAAGCUGAGGCUUAGCUGUGUAACAACUUGUCCAGAUGUUGUCUGGUUCAUCGAAGACCCAGGGGCUAUGAAGGACGACCUCAAAAAAUGUUACUCUAAAGCAGGAAGGGCGCCCCCUACUGACACGCAGAAUGGCAGCACUGAAUACAUUGUACAAAAAAAACAUUUUCAGGAUUCCAGGAACAAACUGCACAACAUCACUGUACUGGCCUAUGGCAAGAAAGAACUCGGCUUUGCCAAGUACACUUUCCCAGUACCAGGUGUCGAUCCGACUGAAGCAGCAGCUCACAGCACUGAUCCUCCAACAGACCCCAGCCCACCGUUGUGUACCAUUUCUCCCACCUCUGGCACUGUCCUAGAUGCUUUUGACAUUACUUGCAAACCAAACUCCUUCUGCACCACAGGCUGUGUUUAUUGCUUUAAAACAAAUGCAGGCCAACACCUACGCUGUAGUAAUGCAAAUGAGAUGAAAUCCGUCUUCCUGCCUCUGGGAGAUGAGAACAACAAUUACACUUUGUCUGUAAUAGUGAGUGCAAAAAAUGGAAUGGACCAAACCUCCACCACAACUGUUACAACUCAGGUUCGUAAAAGUGACCUCAGCGAUUCAGUGGUGGCUCUUCAGUCUGCUGUGGAGGACACUGUGGCUCAGUUAGAGGACCAAGGUCUGCUGUCGGGGGAGGCACUGGGGCAAAUAUUUACCUCAGUUUCCUACAUGCUGAAUACAGAGGCUGACCAGGACCAGAAGGAUGAGAGGACCAAGUUCAGGGAGCAAAUGUUGACCAAAAUGGCUACGGUGCUCAUGGACACCCCAAGUAACACAACCCAUGAAGUACAGGUAACAGCCAGAGCUGUGGCUGGACUCACUCAACGCACAGAGGAGCUCAGCCCUGCUGCUCAAGAAGAAGCUGGUUCACUACUGGUUGACCUCAGCUCCUUUCUUAACACCAUCAGUGUUAAACACAACAGUAGUGAUGAAGCAGAAGUUGUUGAAGCUGCUGCACCCAUUGUUGAAGCAGCCAGUAACAUUUUAAACAGUUCAUCAAACAAAAAGAUUUCAGACUUACUUUUGACUGGAAUCAACAAUGUUCAAAGUGCUUUGUUGAAUAAUAAAAAGCUGGAUGAAGGCCCCGCCAUCAUAGAGUCUGGUCAGAUCACUGUCUAUGUCAACAGAAUUUCACCAGAGUCCAUGCAAACACAAGAUAUUAAUGCGCAGAAGAGAAGCUCAUCCAGAUUUUCCUUUCCAAAACUGCCACACAAUGUUGUUUCUCCUGAGGAGCCGGUGGACGUCAGAAUGAUGAGCUUUGAGAAAAAUCCAUACUCCUGGAAAGAGGAAAAUAUCACAGGAAUUGUAGGAUCCUUGUCUCUCAGCAGAAUGGAUGGCACUGUGAUACCUGUGGAGAACUUACCUGAGGAGAUUGAGAUUCUUCUUCCAAGACUUGACACAGGCCCUGAGAACAUCACCACUGUUGACCUGGCCAACUUCAGUACAGUGAUUCUUGACAUCCCUUCGCCAGAUGUAACAUUGGUGCUGAAAGUGGAGCCUUCUGAAAACAUUUCUUUUGUCCUGUUGCUGGGGUAUAAUGAUUAUCCAAAUGAUGAGAAUUUUGUUGCCAAAACUCAAAUUCCGUUGGAAAAUUCAAAAGAAGAGGAAAAAUACACCUGGGUGCUCAGUCCUCAAAACAGAACAGGAGAUGUUGGAGUUCACUAUCUUGUUAUCAAGCCUAUUGUAGAGCCAGGCAUCAAAUCCGUCAAUGCCACGGUUGCUGUGACGACCAUUGCAGCCCAGUGCAAAUACUGGAAUGAAACCCAGUCUGGCUGGAGUGAAGAUGGCUGCAGGGUUGGUCCACUCACCACGUCUUUGGUCACCCAGUGCCUCUGCAAUCACCUCACCUUCUUUGGCAGCUCCUUCUUUGUCAUGCCAAAUCUGGUGGAUGUUUCUCGAACAGCCGAACUUUUUGCCACUUUCACCAACAACCCUGUGGUGGUGUGUUUUGUUGGGGCUAUAUUUUUUGUUUAUCUCCUGGUGAUUGUGUGGGCACGCAGGAAAGACAUCCAGGACUCGACCAAGGUCAAGAUAACGGUACUAGAGGACAAUGAUCCAUUGGCUGAGUAUUGUUACAUGCUGAGUGUCAGUACAGGUCACAGACACGGUGCCAACACCUCAUCUCAGGUGACAAUAACUCUCCUGGGCACAGAGGGAGAAAGUGACCCCCAUCACCUGACGGACCCUGAGAAGCCUGUGUUCGAAAGGGGUGGUGUAGACAUGUUCCUCAUGACCACACACUUUUCUCUUGGUGAUCUACAAAGCAUCAGGCUGUGGCAUGACAACUCAGGGGGACGACCAGCAUGGUAUGUCAACAAAGUGAUUGUGCAGGAUCUGGAGACGGGUCAGAAAUGGCACUUCCUGUGUAACUCCUGGCUGGCUGUAGAUGUAGGAGAGUGCUCGCUCGACAAGGUUUUCCCCGUAGCCACAGAAAUAGAUUUGAAAAAGUUCAGCAACUUGUUUUUCAUGAAAACAGCCAAAGACUUCAGUGAUGGUCAUAUCUGGUUUUCUGUCGUAAGUCGACCUCCAUGCAGCACUUUCACACGUGUACAACGUGUGUCCUGCUGCUUUUCUCUUCUCCUUUGCACCAUGUUGACCAGCAUUAUGUUCUGGGGCAUUCCAACAGAUCCCUCUGAGCAGACCAUGGACCUGGGCCACAUAGAGUUUACCUGGCAACAGGUGAUGAUUGGAAUUCAAAGUUCUAUCAUCAUGUUUCCCAUCAAUCUGUUCAUUGUGAGCAUCUUCAGAAACACUCGGCCUCGAGAGAAAAGCAGCAAAGGAGAAACAUCCAAGCAGUGUAAGACUGGUCGAGUGUCUCCCUCACAGACCUCUUCUCCUCAGAAGGAGCUGAAGGACAUUACAGCAGACACUGUGAUCAAGGACAUAAAGAAAAUUGCUCAGUCUCUCUCGAAGGCCAUGAAAAGCCCACUGCCUCAUCAGGAGCUCCAUCCUGGUCAGCAGACGGACAUUAACGCUCUGCUCUCUUUGGUUGAGGAUAUCAUCAGACAGCAGAAUCAAAUCAGUGGGGACUUCUACUCUGAGGCCUCAAAAAGAGAUCACUCUUCAAUCCUCAGUCUAGGUUCAGUCAGUUUACAAGAAAACAGUAUGUGUGGAAGUCCAGAGAAGACUUCAGAUGAGGUCCAGAAGAAGAACAACAACAGUCGUUACCUCUACAGGCAGCUGCGCCAUGUUGAGAAGGAGCUUGGUCUAUUGGGACCCUCUCGUUUCCCAGACUCAGACAGUUACAACCAGGCCAUGCAGCAGGUCCAAGGAAUGAAGGGUCUACUGGACUUUCAUCUGCCCUCAUCCAGCCUGAACAGUGAGCUUCUGGACCACAGCCCAAGUCCAGAGGAGAGCGUAAGCAGCGGGAACUCCGGCAAAAAAUGUUGUCUGGCGGGACUGCCAUGGUGGUUCGUCUUCAUUGGCUGGACACUUGUAAUAGCAACCAGCAGUGUGUCAGGAUACUUUACCAUGAUGUAUGGGUUGACGUAUGGAAAGGAGCGCUCUAUCAGCUGGCUCAUCUCUAUGGUGGUGUCUUUCUUUGAGAGUCUCUUUAUUACACAACCUCUGAAGGUCCUUGGAUUUGCAGCUUUCUUUGCUCUGGUUCUAAAGAAAGUUGAUGAAGAGGAGUUUGGAGAACCACAGAUAGAUGAGACUUUCAGAAAUUCUGAUGAUCCUGAUGCAGUCAGGGCAGCGAGAAGAGACAGUACAUGCAGUUUCUACCAGCCGCCCCCUCCCACUGACAUCGAGAGGAUCAGGAACAACAUGAUUAAAGAGCGAAAAGUCUUUGCACUAAUGGGAGAAAUUAUUGCAUACAUGGGGUUCAUGUGGAUGUUGCUCCUGGUAGCAUAUGGUCAGAGGGAUCCCAAUGCUUACUUUCUGAGUCAUCACAUCCGUCAGAGCUUCAGCAAAGGGAUUUCAGACAGUAUGAGCAUUCAUGAUGUGUUCCACUGGGCAAAUACAACUCUGCUCAGCAGCCUGUUUGGACAACGCCCAGGUUUCAUCACAGAUGGAAAUUCAAAGCUGGUGGGCAAUGCUCGUCUACGCCAAGUGAGAGUGAUGAAAAACUCCUGCUCUGUUUCCCACUCCAUGCAGCAGUCAAUUCAUGAAUGUCAUGCUCCAUACUCAUGGGAGUUGGAGGACAUGGGCACCUAUGGUCCAGGAUGGAGCAGCUCUGUGGGAGGUAACACCUCACUGAACCUGCUAGAAAACGCAUGGAUGUACCAGUCCCAGGGUAAACUGAGGUCCUACCCUGUCUGGGGUAGUGUGGUUCUCUACAGAGGAGGAGGGUAUGUGGUGGAUCUGGGACCUGACUUGCCAAAUUCCAGCAGAUCUCUUCAGUACCUUUAUGACAAUGCCUGGUUUGAUGCUUAUACCCAGGCCAUCUUUGUUGAGUUCACCGUGUAUAAUGCCAACGUCAACCUUUUCUGCAUUGUUACACUUAUGCUGGAAACCACAGCUAUAGGAGCUUUUCAGUUCCGCAGUGAGCAUCAAAGUGUCCGUCUUUACCAGUCCACCGGCGGCCUCCACAUCUUUGUCAUGGCCUCUGAGGCAAUCUACUUCCUCUUUAUCAUCUAUUACAUGUUUGUUCAGGGGAAGCUGAUAAAGCAGCAGAGAUGGGCUUAUUUAAGGAGUAAGUGGAACCUGCUGGAGCUUGGUAUCAUAAUUCUCAGCUGGAGUGCACUAUCUGUCUUCAUCAAAAGGACUUUGCUUGGGAACCGUGACAUGUCCUAUUACCAGAACAACAGAGACCAAUACGCCAGUUUCCAUCAGACGGCCCAGGCUGAUGCAGUGUUAGGAUAUCUGAUUGCUUUCUUAGUGUUGUUGGCUACAGUCAAACUCUGGCACCUACUGAGACUGAACCCCAAGCUUCAUAUGAUUACAUCCACACUGCAGCGAGCCUGGUCUGAUAUUUCAGGCUUCCUGGUGGUCAUGACCAUCAUGUUUCUGGCCUACUCCAUUGCGUCUAACCUGCUGUACGGUUGGAAGUUGUACUCCUAUCGAACUCUGUUGGAUGCUGCUCAGACAAUGGUCAGCUUGCAGCUCGGCAUUUUUAAUUAUGAAGAGGUCCUGAAUUAUAACCCGGUACUUGGUGCCUUCCUGAUUGGCUCCUGCAUUGUUUUUAUGACUUUUGUGGUUCUGAACCUCUUCAUCUCCGUCAUUUUGGUGGCGUUCAGUGAAGAACAGAAUCAUCACAAGCCAUCGGAGGAGGAAGAGAUCGUGGACCUGAUGCUGAUGAAAUUGUGCAGUUUGUUUGGUCUCAAGUUUAAGCAACAAGGUGAUGAACCUCCAGCCAAACAGCCUCUUGUUUCAUCAAGGUCUGCAACACUGAGAGGUUCUCCUGAGGAUAUUCACGAUGGCUAAAGUGUUGUACAACAGUCAAAUAGAUGACUAUAGAGCUUUGUGCUUUAUUGCUUCCUUGUUAUUCUAAUGGCUCUCUCUAUAUAAGCAAGCCAAGAUGUAGUUGCCCAUGUUGUUCUUAAAUUAUUGGCAUUUCUCUCUGCUUCUGCUGCUGCUACAAAUGUAAAAUGGUAAUAAAAUGAAUGGAGAACAAAACUUUAUAAUGAGUUGCUUAUGCUGCAAAAAAACUCUGAAACAAACGAGUUUCUAUGAAUAGAACUGUUCAAAUUAUACAUAGUUUGACAAAAACUUUCAA